Molecule: messenger RNA, 2731 nt
Organism: Dermacentor silvarum
Lineage: Eukaryota; Metazoa; Arthropoda; Arachnida; Ixodida; Ixodidae
Product: serine-rich adhesin for platelets-like
Exons: 4
Coding region: 253-2685 (810 amino acids)
Source: RefSeq, a predicted model, not a curated record
ACCUACCGUUACCAGCUGCAGUUAUAUACUAAGGUAGCAAAUGGUGUGAUACAAGGUAGUAACUACUACGUCCUUUUUUUAAAGAGUGCUAUAGAAUGGGAGCAGCCAGCAUUUCUCAUCUCAAUUUUUCUAGGUCAUUACAACAGCGCCGCCUUGUCUGGCUCACGGAAUUAUAGAGGAGAGCAGGCUUCUCAUUACAUAGGGUCUGCGGUAGGUGCGAAUACGUCUUCAAGCGAUGGCACCAGAGGAAACAUGAACAAAGAAAAGAGAAAGCAGCUGUUGGCGCCCAAUCAGCAGACGAACAUCAAGAAUUCCCAACCGCAGAAGGGAACUUCAUACGUUAAUAAGAGAUCGACGAAGGCGUUCGCGUCCAAAGCACAAAAAUUGACGACGACCAGUACCAGAGCAACUUUUGUCUACGUUGGCAACCAACAGUUCGAUAGACCAGCUAAGUCUCUAACGACGAGCCCAAAUACGACUGUUUCCUUAGGCUAUGAAGGCGACGAAGCACGUGAUUAUAAGUAUAGCCAUCAGUCAGGCAGCAAGCUGACUACAGUCAGUGCUUUGAACAGCAAAAAGCACCAUAGCGGAAAGGAGAUCCCAGGCGAAGGGUCCAAAGAGGCCAGGAAUAAUUCAAGUUCGACGAGUACCGGCAUUAAUUCCGCCUCCAAGAGGUACGCAACAAAUAAUACUGAACGCAUCAAGCAGAGUGUCACAGCAAACGGGAAAUCAAAGGUGGUGGGAUCAUUUAUAAGCAAAGGAAACAAAAGAGUGGAAACUUAUCCUAAGGAAGUACACCACGGCAGAAGGAACAGUUCAAGCUCAGAUAACUUCGCUGGAAGCAGCAAUAAUGGAAGCAUAUUUCUGUCAUCCAGCUCAAACAGCACAGGCAGAAACAGAACUGGUAGUUUUAAGGUGAAGCGCACAGCAGGGAAGACAUCAACAGAAGCCGUCACACCGAAGAUAUAUCCUGGUAAAAUUGAAGACAUGUCUGUAAGAGGAACAACCCAGGCUGCAAGAAAACAUUUAGGCUCGAGGUUCACAAUAGGCAGCACAUCCACGUUGUCUGACUUCCAAAGUUCGAAAACGACUCUAAAUAACGUUUACAAGCGAAAUCAUACCACGAGUUCGAAACUGGUCAUACCCCAGACUUCGAAAAGCGACGGCCGUAAAUCAAUGAAGAAGUUGGUCAAUGAAGUAUCCCAGCACGCACGAGAAAAUUCGGGCUCUCAAAACAUCACAGGCAGUGCGAAUACAGAGCAUGGGUCGCGAUUGAAAACAAGUGAGAGCGGGAUUGUAUUAGCGCAUCGGCCGAACGCCAAUCGAAGAGUUGUAUCCUCGAACUACAAAAGCAGCGAUGCAAAACACAAGCUUAAUACAGUAGCCAAGACGACAGUCAGCAUGAGUGCAGCGGCAGCAAAUGCCUUACUCGGGCUAAAACAGACGGAGACCAAGGCGUCCGCUGAGCGUGGCACUCGGCAAUCCACCGUUUCUUCUUCGAAAGGUGGAAGUCACGUUCGGAGUCAUGCAUUCGGUACAUCGAGUGGAGGCUAUUUGUCUGGCCUGGUUGAUCACAACGGCAGCAGCAGUAGGCAAGUGGGCCACAACACUAGCGCCGGAGUUAUAACAGACAUCGGCUCAACAAGACACCGCACUUAUCUCGCUUACAACAGAAGCUCAUGGUUCGGCUUGGGCGGCGCGCUUGUGGACAACAGAUCCAAGCGCUCGCGGAACCGAUAUCUCGUUGGUUCCCGAAAACGUCGGAAAAAAGGGCGCGCCAUCUUUAGAGUGCGGAGAAUUCGCCGCAGGAGAAGGAAACGUAGAGGAAGGCGUAAAAUUGCCGCGCAACCUCAAGUUGAGAUCACCAGAGCCCAUGAUAAAGAACAAGCUUCAAGUCGCGAAAAACUUGUUGCUGGCGUGCAGAUUAGGCCGAUAAAGACAAGCAGCCCCGUCAAACAAGCGCUCCAGACGCGGCAGCACAACGCCCGUUCGCAUGCUGCAGAGUUGUCUGCGGUCACGUCCUAUGUAAACCGAUCCAGGCUCCAAGCUCACAAACCACCCAAAACCACAGCACCUGCCGUACUGCCACUGGAGCCACCAAACGCACGUAAGCCCGAGGCUAGCGUGGCCGAAAGGAUCACUACUCCGAGGAAGCGGCCGAAAGAGUUAGAAACCCACCGUCCGCAAAACGAAAACACUUACGCGCUGCGGCAGAAAAACCUGGAAACCCAGGAAGUGCAUUCUCAUAAAGUGACCUCCGCACAGCGCAAGAGACCUCACCUCCAAAUUCCACCUGAUGGGAGUGCUCCUGCGAUGCUGCCUAACAGGAACAAAGCGAAGCAAUCACGCGCCAACGAGGGACCUGACUUAGUUCGUCGGCACAGGAAACGGCAUCACGCACAUCGCCUACCCCGUUGUCGCCGCAGUCCCGCAGCGCUAACAGGCGAAGCAGGGAACUUUGUCGGUGGCGGCCUCAUGUGGUUCCCGGCGGCAUCAUGUGUGGCUUCUGGCCUGGAUUGGAACUCGGUGCACAGCACCGCCUGCCUGCACCAGCAAAUCGCAUUCGUGCAUAGGUACAAGGUACUUGCCCCAGCCUUUCCUUCUGUAAACGACAGCUACACGCCGGAAUAUUGUGGGUCCUACGUUCCAUGGAGACAUGUCACGCCUGAUCCUGUUACCGAGUAAGUUGUUAUAAUUGCUUGUGUUAUCCUAAAGAUUGAUAUGGCAGUGU